Eremothecium gossypii ATCC 10895 is the source of this 1584-nucleotide messenger RNA. RefSeq names its product Psp2p (gene PSP2). NCBI's taxonomy places the organism in Eukaryota, Fungi, Ascomycota, Saccharomycetes, Saccharomycetales, Saccharomycetaceae. The record is from RefSeq and is marked provisional. The coding region runs from base 1 to 1584 and encodes 527 amino acids. The transcript has 2 exons.
AUGGCAAGCAACAAUGCGGCAAAAAAGAAGAUGUCCUUGGAAGAAUUCCUGGAUGACAGCUCGUUAAACGACUCUGCGUGGAACGAAAACGAGAUAGAUCUGAGUGCGAUCAGCACGACGCUCAGUAACACGACGUCGCUGGAUCUGCUGAAAUCGGCGGCAAAGGGGCAUGGCGGGCACGGCGGGGGCGACUAUGGCGGUGGGUUCUCCAACGGGAGCCACUUCCACGGGUCUGGAAGGCAGUACGAUCCGCCUUAUAUCAUCAAGUUCUCCAACCUACAGAAGAGUUUUUCCAAUCACGAUAUCGAAGAUCUGUUCCGGACGAAGUUUACGCGUUUUGUCAAGUUCAAGAUGUUCUGGGAGCUGAAUAGGAGCCCGCCGUUGGACAGCGACUCGCUUUUUGACAAAUGCUUCACCAAGAACUCGAAAGUCGCCUUCGUGGAGGUCUACUCAUUUAGGGAUAUGGAUAAGAUAAUGUCCCAAUGGAGGGAACCGUUGAUGGAGCUUCACGCUAUUAAGGUAGAGCCUGCAGAAUUCUCCGACUUCCAAAACUAUGUGAACAAGGACAAGGCGCUACCCAGUGGCUCCCCAGACGCAGGUAAGCUUUCCUCCACAGGCCCUGGGGGCAACCCCAAGCAUGCGGCACAGCCCGCAAAACCGAAGGUCAACCCUUUUGGGGAUGCCAAGCCCGUAGAUACUCAGACAAAGAUUCUAAAGAUCGAGGAGACGGUUCAGAAGUUUCAUAUUGAAGAUACAACAGCGCUCAGGAAACUCUCCUUUGGCGACUCUUCUCCCGAAGGGAAGAAAGUUACCCUACUGAAGAGAGAGGGCCAUUCGAAAGGCGACUCUCACGCCAUAGACGACGAGGAGAUUGAGGAACCGGCGCCUAAGGCGCGUACUUCUAACGCCACUGCGAGUGCAGCGAAACCAGAAGCUAGUAAACCGAGGUUGACCUAUUCCGAAGUUUUACAAAAGGCUGCCAAGGAGAGGGAUGAUGCAGCCGCAGCUAGUAUUGCAUCAAUAAAGCAGUCUUCCCCUCUGAUAAGUCCUGCGGCUCUAGAUGCCACUGGCGCGCUAGCCCCAAGAUCGGCCAGUGACCAGUCCAAGAGACAUGGCGACAAUAAAGAUGAGUUUAACGAUACACAGUCGUCUAGAUUUGUUUUUAAAGAUGGUGCUGAUCCACAUAGGGGAUCGUUCCGUGGCUCAGGUAGAGGUAACUUCAGAGGAGGCAGGGGAGGCGGCACAAUGCGUAAAUCCGCCUCGCGCAGUGGCCACCGGGGCAACCAUGAGGGCAGAGGCGGUCACCAUUCACACUCUAGGGACUCUGGUUUUGAAAAUGGGACAGAUGGGAACUCGAAGUCUUAUGAACGCCAUGAUGGGGAUGGCGGCAAUUCGACAGGAAGACAUUAUGGCAACGAUCGUCGCCACAAUGAUGGUCACCGCGGCCAAAACGUGUAUUCAUUAUUCCGUCCAGCGGCUGGCUUCUUGGGUGAUAGUGGAAACACUGGUAACGGUGGCGCCAGAGAUAAUAAUCGGGGCGGCAGGGGCGGUCGUGGCCGUGGCCGUGGCCGUGGCGCUCACUGA